Molecule: messenger RNA, 8660 nt
Organism: Varanus komodoensis (Komodo dragon)
Lineage: Eukaryota; Metazoa; Chordata; Lepidosauria; Squamata; Varanidae
Gene: TFEB
Product: transcription factor EB
Exons: 10
Coding region: 417-1793 (458 amino acids)
Biological process (GO): humoral immune response; regulation of transcription by RNA polymerase II; positive regulation of DNA-templated transcription
Cellular component (GO): nucleus
Molecular function (GO): DNA-binding transcription factor activity, RNA polymerase II-specific; RNA polymerase II cis-regulatory region sequence-specific DNA binding; protein dimerization activity
Source: RefSeq, a predicted model, not a curated record
GAGCGUGAGAAGGUAACAGUAAAUGAGGGGGAGGGAGCGCUGUCCAUAAGGGGCCGAGAGUGGGGGUGAAGCACCCACCUCUGCCAGCCAGCGGGAGGCUAUCGCAAGACCUGGACUAGCCGGUGUCACGGGUCACGCAGACGACACCCAAGUUGGACCAAGUUUGCGGAGUGGCUUUAGCUGUGGCGCGGGCUCCUUUUUUCUUCUGCCCCUAAAGUGGUUACGGCACUCUCUGACCUUCACGGGACGGAUGUCAUACUUAAAAGCGAUCUGAAGGACCACCUCCUCCCCAUAUGUGCCUCCCCAAUCCUUGAAAUCCUAGGAAGAGGCCCUCUUGUAGAUGACCCUUUCACCUGGGUUGUGGUGGAAUUUAUUAAGUGUCCCUUAGGAAGAACUGAGAGAUCCAAAUAGUGGCCAUGGCCUCGCGUAUAAGUUUGCGGAUGCAGCUCAUGCGAGAGCAAGUGCAGCAAGAGGAACAACGGGAACGCAUGCAGCAGCAGGCCAUGAUGCAUUACAUGCAGCAGCAGCAGCAGAUGCCAAUGGCUCCAACCCCUGCCAUCAACACACCCAUUAAUUUCCAGUCACCGCCUACUGUGCCGGGUGAAGUCUUAAAGGUUCAGUCCUUCCUGGAGAAUCCCACCACGUACCACCUGCAACGGUCACGCGACAAGAAGGUCCAAGAAUAUCUGUCUGAAACUUACGGGAACAAGUUUGCUCCUCUGCUCAGUGCUCCUUCUCCCAAGCCACCUCCUUCUGCCUCACCUGGUGUGAGACCAAGCCACGUCAUGUCCUCUUCUGCAGGCAACAGCACCCCCAGCAGUCCCAUGGCAAUGCUCAACAUUAGUUCCAACCCUGAAAGGGAGAUAGAUGACGUUAUUGAAGACAUCAUGCAGCUGACAACUACAGUGGGAUGUAUUAACCCAGAAAUUCAUAUGCCCAAUACUCUGCCACUGUCCAGCAGCCACAUAAACGUGUAUAGCAGUGACCUUCAGAUGACGCCCUCUGUGGUGGGCAUCACCAGCAGCUCCUGCCCUGCGGAACUCACACAGAAGCGAGAGCUCACAGAUGCUGAGAGCCGUGCUUUGGCUAAGGAAAGGCAGAAGAAAGACAAUCACAAUUUGAUUGAAAGAAGACGAAGGUUCAACAUCAACGAUCGCAUUAAGGAACUAGGAAUGCUGAUCCCUAAAGCUGGAGACCUGGAUGUGCGCUGGAACAAAGGGACAAUUCUGAAAGCCUCUGUCGAUUACAUCAGAAGGAUGCAGAAGGACUUGCAGAGAUCACGAGAUCUUGAGAAUCAUUCUCGGCGCCUGGAAAUGGCAAACAAGCAGCUCUGGCUGCGUAUACAGGAGCUGGAGAUGCAGGCUCGAGUCCAUGGGCUACCAACUACUUCACCUUCUGGCACGAGCAUGGCUGACCUAGCUCAGCAGGCUGUGAAGCAGGAAACCUCUGGAGAGGAGGGGACAACUGAGAUCCAGCAGCAGGCUCAGCCCCAUCCAGAACAGGAAACUCAGCACCAGCCUCACUUUGCUCCUCCACAGUCUCCUUACCAUCAGCUGGACUUUACUCACAACCUGAGCUUUGAUGACAACUCCAGUGGCUUCCAUGACCCUCUGGACGCCAGCCAAAAUGUCUCCUUUCCUUCUUUAUCCAAGAAAGAGCUAGACUUGAUGCUAAUGGAGGACACCAUGCUUCCCAUGGCUUCUGAUCCCUUGUUCUCUGCUGUAUCCCCAGAAGCUUCAAAGGCUAGCAGUCGCAGAAGCAGCUUCAGCAUGGAGGAAACAGACAUGCUGUGAUCAGAAGCCUCCAAGGGAAAAAGGACUGGGAGACUUGUUUGUUUGUGAAGAUGUGUCCCUCUACCCUAUCCCUGCAGACUUAAUCAAGGAUAUGUGAGACUAAAGAAAAAUGCAACCUGGACUGGAGACAUUUUGUGUGCAGAUGGGAUGGGGGAUCUUCAGCACAAAGUUCACUCCAGAUCUUGGAAUGCUAACCCCAAGCUUCUCUUCUGCCCUGGUGUGCCAAAAUCCGAGCAGCCUUGCUACACCCUUUCAGCUUUUCUGAUUCCUGCAGUGUAACUCAGGUGCCCUGUGCCUUCAUACCACUUGUCCUGCCAAGCCACUUCAAGCAUUUUUGCAACAAUGUGAUUUCGAUGUUGAUUGCCAGGCAGCAGUUUGUCACGUUUGACAAGCAGCUGUAACCAAGGCUUGGGUUCAAGGCUUGGUUAGCACAAACCAGUGAGUCCCUUAAGCCUCACUGGGCCCCCACCCCUUUAACUAGUACCACCAACCUGAUGGGAGUACUGGCCUGCUUCAGGUGCACUCCUGUGUUGGGGUUACCGUCAUUCUACAGAGCAGGGAUAUUUGGUGCACUCUGCAAGAGGGAGAGUGUGGUGCUACUGCCUAAACAUGUAUGAUGGUGGGUGGUGAUUUUGUAUCAGUCCUUUGGGGAGAUAGAGGAAUAGUAUUAUCACUCUGACAGAACUUUUCUAAAGUUAGAAGCCCGGCUGAGGUACAGCUGGCUUAAUUAACUUUUUGCAGCUUUCAGAAUGCACACUCCACUAAGUCUUGAUGCAGACAUCUAGUCUGAGUCUCCAAAGCUCAGGGUGUAGAAAUCUAAUUUUAGUUUAGACCCUUUCUCUGUUUUCACACAUUGUUUCAGCUACAAUCCUUGAAAUCCAGAAGUGCAUACAGGGGGAAAAUUAUGUGCAGAACUGGAGAGAUGUCAAAGAUUUUUACUAAAUCCAGUCACCCAGGAAAAUAAGCAAAUUGCUUUGCCAUUUAAAAGCAUGAUUGGCUUUAGUUUAAAAUAUUGCUAAAUUUCUCCAGCUAUACAUGUGUUUCUUCCUCACCCAUGUGUACAGCUGUUUGGGCAUGCUGUCUUUAUCCACCUGAAGUUUCCAUAUAAAAUGCUGAGACUAUAGCCUGUCAGUCUAGCCAAGAGCCAUCUUUCCGUCAGCUGAUUCUGUUGCUCCCCUUGUGCUGAAUAUUAUAGCAGUAGCUUUGCCACAAAGACAUAUAUAUUUUUAGAACCAUACCAGUUCCAUCUUUUCCCCCAAGUUCCCCUUGCUCCUGAACUCUCCUUUGCACUGUUUUUUUAAACUUGUGCAGCUAAUCUAAUGCAAACUCUGGUGUGAUUCUGUGGAUAGCUUCAUAAAUACAGUUGCAUAUGUCAAAUAUCUGGCAUAUGAUGCUCUCCAAUUAGAUGUACAAGUAUUUUCAAUAAUUUGAAAGCAACUUACCAGGAGUGAAAAGCAGCCACUUCUCUGUGGCUUGCCAUGUCCUAGUGAUUGCCAUAAAUCGGUGUGUUUGCACAUGUGCUUGCAUCUGAUGAGGAAUGCCUUGCAUACUUAAUUCUUCUGCCCGUACACAUCUUAUCCUGAACUUUCAUUAUACUGUUCAGAUGAUACCCUGCAAAGGUGACCCUCUUAUUUUCAUAUUGCUCAAAAAAGAGAAAUUCUAUCAGUUCCGAAAGCAUGUGCCAGUCUUGGUUUACUUCACAGCCCUACUUUGACUGUUUUGUUAUCUCCUAAAAUCGAUAAGAUCACUAAAUCAUUCUUUUUCGAGUCUAAGCUCCCUACAUUUCUACCAUAUAUUCUUGGGUUGUUUGAAAAUGACUGGAUUUUAUGUCUGCCAUUAGGGAUGCCAGAGAAAUCUGCAAUGGGUUCAAAUGAGUUCAGAUUUCUAAGAAUUCAAGCCAUGGAGUCCACAGUGGAGUGGCUUUUUCUGAGUUGCAUGAACUUGCAGACUGUUCUAUUUUUCACAGUUUUACUCAAAAUAAAAAUAGAAAAUGUGCAUUUUCCACAGAGGCUGAAGCAUGAAAAGUCACAUUUUUCUGUGACCUGGGAUGGGGGAUUCAUUUGCAGGAGUGCAAAUUUGUGAAAAUACGUGCAAACACAUUUGCACAAAAUAUGAUUCUGCAACUGAGUGAAUGAUGGAACAAAAAGUGCCUGACAAUCCACAAAAUGUAGGUGCAACAGAUUUUACAAGGUCUGUACCUUUCUACUUGCCAUAAAUCCUUCAGUUUCUCAGGGCAUUUUGAUCAGGGCUCAAGAACGGCAUGGUGUACUUGCAGUUGCAGUCCCACAGACCUUAGUGCUAUUGUCCUUGAAUUGCCGUCUUUGCAGUUCUUCAGUCUCCUCGGUAGCUCAGGAAAGCUGGAAGAUGUCAGGACCUCCUUGCUUGCCUUGCACUGUGUGUGUUGCAUCUGCUUUUGCCAUCACAUGAAAAACCCCUCUUCUACUAUGACUUGCUUCACACACACAUUGCACAGAGACUUAGUUUGAUGUUUUUGACAAGAGCAAUAUGCUCAGUGCCUGAAUGUAAGUUGUCAAGGAAUAGUUCAUAGAAGGGAUGUAUAUUUUAAUUGUUUAAUCACCUUAGGGUAGAUUGUAGCCCUUUUCUGAGAGAGCACUUAGUGACAUCAAGCCUAUGAAGUGUUGGAUGGACCUUGGCUCCUACUAAGACAGUGUGGGUAACUUGUGGCCCUCCAAAUGGUUUGACCUGCAGCUCUUUUCAGCUGGCAUAGCCAGUGGUGAGGGAUGACAGGAGCUGUAAACCCAAAUGUCUGGAAGGCAGCCAGCUGGGGGGGAAGGGUCUUGAUGGCUAAUUCAGAUUAAUGUUGUUUUAAUCUCAAUUGCUCUGUGAGAGGAUAUUUUUGCUUCUCAGAGGAACAAGUGGAGAGAUCUGGUCAGACGGGGGUGGGGUCAUGUGGUAUUUGUGUAUUUGGGGAAGUGUCAAAUAAUAUUGUUUGGUUUAUUAUAUUAAAUUUGUUAGUCUAUUCUAGUCCUUUUGAACUUGCAGCAUGUAUGCCUUAAAGGCUUUGUUUAGGCUGUGUAGAACCCCUCUCUUCAUUUGGGUCUGUGGAGAAAGAAAAAUAACUUAUCCUGUCAUGAAACAAAAAUUGUUCAUGGGGAUUUUAAUUGCAAAACCAAGAAUGAUCAACCAAAGAACCACGGAUAAGUAUGCUCCUUUUUGGAUAAAACUGUGCCUUCAAUAUCCCAUGACUGUCUGAGUGGUAGCAUUUGAGGAUUUUUCUGCACAGAUAGCCAAAGCAAGUCCUGGCUCACUCUUUAGAUAAUGGUAAUAAUUUAUAUCCCAACUCUUUUUGUCUUGCGAGGAACCUAAAGCAGCUUACAUAGUUCCAUUUUAUCUUCACAACAACCAGCUGAGGUAAGCUGGGCUGAGAGUUGUGACUGGCCCAAAGUCACCCAGUGAGCUUCAUGGCCAAGCGGGGACUAAUGCCCAGAUCAUCCAGGUUCUCUCACCAUCACACUGCACUGGCUGUCCCACACCACACUGGCUCCCCAUCUCUGUGGGUGCACUACCACCACUGUGAUACUCUUACAGCAACCUUUCCAUCCUGUUGCAAUGACGCAAUGUUCUGCUUGCACAUUAGAAAUAAGGAGUGGGGAAUGUCCUGUUACAAGAGAGAGAGCACAGGUUCGGAAUAUUUUGUUUAAAUCCAGCUAUACAAAAUGCUGACAAAAUGUCGGAGUGUAGCCUUUCUGGGAUUUGCCUUAGAAAUGUGUGACUAGAUGAGGACACAUUUGCUGGGUUGGUACAGCUGGGGAGGGUACCGCUUCCAAAGGAUCCUCCUCCUCCUCAGGCUGAAAGUUCACCAGAUGUUACUGACAUGGAGAGAAAGCACGUUAGUCAUUUCAAAUCACACGAUAAACAAAAUCCAGUAAAAGUUUACGACAUGCUUGUAAGUACAUUUCAUGUAGCAUUCGGAGAGCAUGAGGAGAAGAUGACAGUUUUUCUCUGGGGUAGCUGCUGGAUUUCAUUACUAACAGAACUUGGGCAGGAGCAUCUGGUUCCAUCAAAUCGGAGUUCAAUAUUUCAAAUUUGUGGAGGUUGAUGAAGCCAUGUACAAAGCUUUGGACAAAUCUGUUGCAAGUUCAUCCAAGGGAUUUUUUUAGUGUUAUGAAUGCCAUAGCAAUGAACAUUUUAUAUUACUGAGAUAACUGUGUUCUGAAAAUAACGUACUCCUUUUGUGCCAAAGCACCUCCUUUAAACUCAGGCAAUGUCACUGUUUUGCACCACAAGGACCCAUUUAAAAGUCUGACUUGUUUAUUUUCCAGUUCACAUAUAUCUCAUUCUGAGUCAGAAGAACAGAAGACUUAAGGCUAUGAUACUGUUGAUGCUCUGUACCCUUAGAUGAAAUAUGCAUGCAUGUGAAUAUCUGGGGCCUUGGCCAUGCGUGACUGGAUGAGGUGUACCUAGAACUGGGCAUAUCUGGGUCAACAAAUCUUAUAGAAGAAGCACUUUUCCUUUUUCUACAGCAACUAGAACAGUUGCAGGAAUUAAUAUGCUAUCCAAAUGUGGUUGCACUGGUAUCAUGAGCAUAUAUUGGAUGGUGCCUGUGAUAUCAUUGCAACCAGCAAUGCAAAUUUCUUCUCUCCCUAUAUCUAUGCCAUGUUCGGAUAUUUAAAUGCCUAGCUGUUUUAUUUCCAUUUUCUCUUUUUCUUCCAGAGGUCUUGCACAUCCACUGUCUAGCAGUAGAUUGCACAUCUAUUCUACAUCGAUUCCAUUAUUUUAAGCAAGAUACGUUUUCCAUAAUAAAGCUACCUCUGCCCCUUUCCACCAGCUGGGGAUGGGAUAUAGUACUAGUGGUGGUGCACUGAGGCUACUUCGGCCCUUAGAAAAAUAAGUGCAUGUGGAAAGGCACGUGUAGUCAUGUGAACAUGUUACGCCAGCCAAAUCAAAGGUUGGAUUUAGAUUUCACGUGGUAGUGCCCAUUGCAAAAUAGGAAUACUAUAAGGGUCUGUAUGAAUACACACACCGGGAGAAGUAAUCUGUUGAAACCAUAGAAAGUAUUGACCAGAUGAUGCCCUAGCUCUUCAAUGCCAGAAUCUCUGUGUUCCGCGGAUCUUCUGUUGUAACAGAUUUAGGGUGCAAUCCUAUGUGUAUUUAGACAAAAGAGCCCCACAACUCUCAGCAUUCCCCAGCUAGCCAUGAGGAAUACUGGAAGGCAUAGAACUUUUUUGCCUGAAGAUGCUUAGAAGUGCGCCCUUACCUGCUUUGGAAUAUGGCCCAUAAAAGCUCAGCAACCACCGAUUUAUAUGAGGCUUCCAUGGAAGGAUAGUGGGGAUGCUCAAAAUCAAAUGUAGGCCCUCUAAGAUGUGUCUGUGCUCUCUUGAGCUAGAGAGUAUUUUGAAUUCCUGCCAAAUGCCUGGUAGUGUGCAGGUUAAAUCUCUGCAGCAACUUGGAUGCACAAGUUUACUUCUUAUUGAGGUGUUGUGCAUCCUAGGCCUCAUGCACUUAGACCUUCAAGAGAAGUAAAAGUUCCUGUGAUAUUAGAAACCUUGGUGGACAAAAAGAAAGCAGAAAGUUUAGAGUUGGUUGGUGUUUUGCAGUGAUCUAGUGAAAUAGCACAUAAGAGCUCAGUAUGUAUUAAGAGGGUGCUUCUGUUGGUACAAGAAAUAUACUGGAAGAUGGAUGUGUUGUACAAGUUGCUCUAAUAUCUUAAAUACAUUUUAAUGUGAUAGAAGAAGACAGGGGAUAACUUAUGGCAAGGUCAUUUCUCAAUCCAUUGUAGACCUUCAUGUUCAUGAGGUGCUUUUGCAGACACAGAAUGUAGGGAUUACAUGCAUCAUGCAGUGUGCUGACUAUUUUACAAGGUAUGGUAUAGAAACAGGAAGUGAAUGUAAUAUUUGCACCCAAAGCCCAUUUUUUUCCUUAGACUUCUUUUUCUCAGGAUUUAAAACUGUAGUAUAUGUUUGUAGUUCCACCUUAUGAAGAACAGAAGAAUGUAAUAAUCUCCAAAACAAAAAAUAAAGAUUAAAAAAGAAAUGCUGGGUCAACAGGUCUUGCAGUGUAAUCUUGUGCCUGCCUGUUCAGAUGUAAUUUCCCUGAAAUUCAGUAGGCUUUACUGCCUAGUAAGUGUGCCCAGUUACAGUGAAAACUUUGUAUGUUUACUCAGAAAUUAAUCCUACUAUGUUCACUGAAGCUUACUUCUGGAUAUGCAUCAGAUUGUAGCCUUAAUGUCUGUUCUGCUCAUUACGUUCAGUUGAAUAUGAUUCAGAUCCAGAAGGCUUUGAAAAGUAUGUGGAUUUGGAGAGAGAUAAAGCAAAAAAAAAAAUUCCCCCAAAAAGCAUCUAGCAAGAUGCUUUUUGAGACCUUAGAUUCCAAGACCAGAUGUCAAGUAAAUUAAAAAGAGCCCUAUUUUCUAAAAUAAUUGUAUUUGGAGGUUCUUGUUUAAAUACCAAGCUCUGCUGAGAUGUUUCGUGCUAGAAGUAUUUGAACUUUUAGUUAACAGCAGUUAGCAACUUUUGAAACUUUGAGGACAAAUUUUUAUAUGUUCUUUAUUCCCUACCACCAUUAUCCCUUCCAUGCUAGCAUACACCACCACAGAAUAUGCUUUCUUGACUUUAUGGUGGCGUUGUAUACAUUGUAUAUGCAACAAGGGUUAAGUAUUGUGUCUGGCCCCCAGCUGGAAUGGACAAAAGGUACAUUUUACUAAAAUCCUUUCCAGUGUGAGAAGUGAGGGGCUGACCCUUUUGUGAGAAUAAAUCACAACUUUUUAAAAUAAUGUUGUUUUUUAGAAAAAGAAAAAAGAAAACUGCAUCAUGCUCUGAUUCUGAAAUGUUACUACUGUUUUAUAAAUAAAUGUAUAAAAUAAUGGACUGGAACAGAGAAAAAUCAUUAAAAUUUAUUUAUUUACAA